AUGAAUCUCGACGCGGAUAGGGAACAAAUGACCGGACAGCUCGCUCUUUGCCUCGUCGAAAGCCUUAAACGCCUAAAGGCACUGGAUCCCACAAGCCUGCAGAAAACGAUGACUGAAUUACGGCAAUUGUUACCUCCAGACAUUCAUGCCGCUCUUGCGGAAGGCAAUUUCCACAUUACUGUGAUUCCAGAUCGCUCCAUCGAGAAUCCAAUGGCUCUACCAAGUAUACUCCAGGAGCAUGACUUGGAUACACCUCAACCUCCCUCCCUGGAGUUGUGCAAAGAUCCUGAUACACCGGAUGGUAGCCCGGGUACACCCAGUACACCCACCGAUUUCGAAAGCUACGUCGAGGCCAUGUCCAUUUAUCCAGAAGAAUACAUUUGGGACAACUUUGAUGUCGUUGAUUGGCCAAGUUGGAUGGAUAAUGAUAUCUUUUCGAGAUACGACUAG
This is a messenger RNA of Talaromyces atroroseus, 450 nucleotides long. RefSeq lists its product as hypothetical. The record is from RefSeq and is a predicted model, not a curated record. NCBI's taxonomy places the organism in Eukaryota, Fungi, Ascomycota, Eurotiomycetes, Eurotiales, Trichocomaceae. The transcript has 2 exons. Bases 1 to 450 code for a protein of 149 amino acids.